CAUUCCGUUAUCUUUGUUCAACGCUCUUAUCAACAGGAGUUAAUAUGACAUGUAGUGUUCUGAAACGAAAUGUGUGCGAUGUUAAUUCUCCAUGGCAAAAUGUUCACCAGAAUGAGAGUUCUGCUGGUGUUUUUAUACGUUCUAUGUGCGUCAUAUGGUCAGACGCAGCCGACAGGUACGUUCGGACGAGACUUUUAUAUUGGAAUUUUGAAAACGUUCAUUGACAACUCCAUUCCUGAGUUUUCUAUUCUCAUUACGUCAAAUACCUCUGGAACGGCAACUAUAUACAUCCCACAUUUAGGCAUUAAUACAACCCGAAGCUUUAAUCAAAGUCUGGACUAUGAAGUAACAGGAGAUACAAUUACGAAAAUUAACGCGACGGUUGAAAGGAAAGGAAUACAUGUGACAACAGACGUCGACGUUACUCUUGUUGUAUUAAAACACCCGAGAAACACCGUGGAAGGGUUCCUUUCACUUCCUGCUACAAUGCUGUCGACUGAAUACGUUAUAGCGUCGUAUGACUCACAUAAUGAUAAACGCUACUUAAGCAACUUUCUUAUCGUUUCUGCACAUGAUAACACAGAUAUAGAAAUACAUGAAAACAACAGUAUAUAUUCAGUCUCUAUGAAUCAUUUAGAUACCUAUCUGUUCAGAGGUUAUAAUGAUUUAAGCGGAGUUGUCGUUAGGAGCAAUAAACCUAUUGCCGUCUUUUCUGGACAUGAAUCUGCGCAAGUGCCAAAGCCUUGUUUCGACGGGGAAUAUUUAGUAGAGCAACUUUUACCGGUAAAACAUUUCGCUUAUGAAUUCAUUGUUCCUCCAAUACCGUUGAGAUCAGGAUAUGUAGUUAGAGUAUACAGUUCUGUCCAAAAUACAACUUUUACAUACAGUAAUGCGACAAAUAGUAAAACAAUAUCUCUGGCGAAGGCUGGGGAUUUCCUUGAAAUACUCAGUGACAACAAUCCCAUGUAUGUUUUGGCCGACAAACCAGUGCAAGUAAUGAUGUAUGCAACAUGCUUACCGCACAAUAAUACUGCUAGAGGGGAUAUUUUCAUGACCAUAGUUCCAUCAGUAACACAGUUUACAAAUUCUUAUCACUUCACAGUGAAAGCCUUAUACGGGUUUACUCAUUAUCUCGCUAUUACUACAAGGACCGAGUUUAUAUCUGGAUUGAGAAUUAAUGACCAUGCGAUGGGAAACUUAUUCCACACAUAUAAUGUUUCACACGCGUAUCUAACAUUCAAUGUCAAUGUAUACAAGAUGACAGGCGGCGUGUACCAUCUUCAGCACGAGCAAGGUAAAACCUUCGGAGCCAUACAGUGUGGAUUUGGCAGCAAUUUUGCAUAUGGAUAUCCCUUGGGUAUUAACACAUCCAAAGACGGAGGACUUACCUUUUGGACUGGUAAAGAUAUGUCCCACCUGUAUCAAUUGAUACCGUAA
This is a messenger RNA of Mercenaria mercenaria, 1437 nucleotides long. Its product is annotated as IgGFc-binding protein-like. The transcript is spliced from 4 exons. The record is from RefSeq and is a predicted model, not a curated record. NCBI's taxonomy places the organism in Eukaryota, Metazoa, Mollusca, Bivalvia, Venerida, Veneridae. The coding region runs from base 70 to 1437 and encodes 455 amino acids.